CGCGGGAACGACCGUGAAACAGCGCGUGUUGGGCCCACUUUGCUUAGGGCCUCGCGGGAACCUUCGUGGUUAAACGCUCUCUUCUUCUUUUUCUCUCUCUCUCUCUCUCUCUCUCUCUCUCUCUGUCCUUUCCCCUCGAUCUCUCCCUUUCUCUGUCUCUCUGGAGAAAUUAAUUUGCGGUGGGAAUCUCGCGGACGACGCGCUCGUUAGAUUUCCCUGAAAGCACUUGUCAUCCUCUAUUGUCCGCGAGAUCGGCUGAAAGUAUAAUACCGCUCAAGUACAACGCGCCAUCCUCGAUCUUCCUGUCAAAAAGGAUAUGGAAAUGCAUUUCCUCUAAUUAGUCGCACGUCACCGUGGAAUUCUGGGACGAAAGUCCUAGCCGCUAUUUUCGCUUGUUUGCCUUCUCCGACACAGCUUUGACAGUCGCUACCGAGUAUUUUCGACGCCGAUGCGACAUGGAAUCGGGAGUCGACAUGAUGAUUUUAUAGUUACAUAACGCAGUCAGUUUUCGAGGUAUUCGGCUGGCUUGUUUAAAAUGAACCGCCCUGUAUACAUAUAUGUAUAUACAUACACACACACACAUAUAACGGAUCGGGUUGCACUCUGCGGUAUCGUCUAGACCUCACGAAAAUCCCACGUGGAGAGCGUCCGUCCCGACAGCCGAGUAACGAGUUGGAGGAUUAAACAAAGCGAUUGCACUUAGCACGGUCUCUCGCGCCCUAAGAGCGAUCCGAAUUUCCAAUUAAAGUGCCGCAAGUGCCGUGUGGCAACUUAUCUGUUAAGUGCCGCGCCAAGGCCUCGUAUAUCAUUGUUCAGUCCGGGAGAUCCGGGCAAGAAGAGCCGAGUCGCCGUCGCGUCGCGGAUUUCCGUCCGAAGGAUCUCUCCGACGCGAAAAACAGGAUCCGCGACGACGACGACGACGACGAAGACGACGACGAAGACGACGACGUUGACGACAACGACGGCAGCGGCGGCAGCGACGACGACGAUGAUGACGGCGCGUUCCAUCAACAAAACCACUCACAUCUCUGCGUCAUUCACGGCGCGCUAGGCUGAUGAAUGUUUUAUGAAUUACACGCUCGGCAAAACCCCGGGACUCCUCUCCGACACGACGUGAAGGAGCUGAUAGCGUGCGCGUCGUAAAGGAUCGAGACGCGAAGGCGAGGCGAGGCAAGGACGUCUUCUACUCGCCUCGCUUCCACGAUGGAACGCGCCGCGCGUUGUCGUGGAUCCUCGCCCUGUCGCCGAGAAAAAAAGUAGACAAUAACGCGUUUCCGUUUUGCUUCGUGAUCGAGAAACACCGGGAGAAACACUGAGCGAGACGACAACGACGGUGAAGACCACGAGGUCUCACAAUAUGCAGCAACAGUAACAGCACCAAGUUCGAUAAUCUGACGAUGGGCAGACGGACGGGAAUCUGAGAGUUCGUAGAGCGCGAAACACCUCGUCGCUGGAGCGCUGGUCGUCCGAGCCAAGUUUCGCGAGAUGACGGAGGCUUGCCCCGCGAAUGGAUCCAGGAUAAAGGGUGCGUAGGACUCGGCCGGCGCGCAGAGGUACACCAGGAACCGGAUCCAGCAUGGGGAAGUGUUGCAGCAAGCGGCAAGAGCCUCAGCCGAUCGGUUAUAAGAAGGCGGACGCGGGACUCAGUUCAAAGCACAGCAAUGGAGGUUCCUUGGACCGAUACACUGCCGACCCGAAUCAGAGAGGCGUGCAAGCCCGGGCGGAUAUUAUCCGGCCGAGGCCGACACCCUGUAAGCUACUGAUACCGCAUCAACCCCGUAAAACGAGUCCGUCUGCAUCGCACUCACAAAGGUCCAACAAGAUCGUGGUGGCUCUAUACAAUUACACAGCGCGGGAAAGCACCGACGUUAGUUUCGUGAAGGGCGACCGAAUGGAAGUCUUGGACGACUCCGAGCCAGAUUGGUGGAGAGUGCUGCAUUUAACGACCCUGCAGGAAGGUCUGAUCCCAUGGAAUUUCGUGGCUGUGGAACGUUCGAUCGAGAGCGAAGAUUGGUUCUUCGAGAAUGUGUCGCGCAAGGAGGCAGGCACGCUGCUCCUGGUCGACGAGAAUUCUCGUGGUACCUUCUUGGUGAGACCGAGCGAACACAAUCCCAGGGGCUACAGUCUGUCGGUGAAGGACUGGGAGGAGGGCAGGGGCCAUCAUGUGAAACACUAUAAGAUUAAGCCGCUCGACAAUGGCGGCUUCUUCAUCGCCACCAAUCAAACGUUUCCCAGCUUGCCGGCUCUCGUUAUGGCGUACAGCAAAAACGCGCUGGGCCUCUGCCACGUGCUGUCGAAGCCUUGCCCGAAGCCGCAGCCAGACAUGUGGGAUCUCGGGCCGGAGUUACGCGACAAGUGGGAGAUCAAUAGGAACGAGAUCCAGCUGAUUCGGAAACUGGGUCAUGGCAAUUUCGGUGAGGUGUAUUACGGCAAGUGGCGAAAUAAGACCGAGGUGGCGGUGAAGACACUGCGUCCCGGGACCAUGUCGACCGAGGCGUUCCUACAGGAAGCGGCGAUCAUGAAGCAGUUCCGACACAGGCACCUGGUCGCGCUUUAUGCGGUCUGCUCGAAGGAGGAGCCUAUCUACAUCGUUCAGGAGUACAUGUGCAACGGUAGCCUGCUGGAUUUCCUGCGCACAGGAGACGGCAAGUACAUGCAGUUCGAGGAUCUGAUCUACAUCGCUGCCCAAGUGGCGUCCGGUAUGGAGCAUCUCGAGAGCAAGCAGCUCAUACACAGGGACCUGGCGGCGAGAAACGUGCUGAUCGGUGAGAAGAAUAAAGCAAAGAUCUGCGACUUCGGCCUCGCCAGGGUGAUCGAGGACGACGAGUACUGUCCGAAGCAGGGCAGCAGGUUCCCCGUCAAGUGGACCGCGCCGGAGGCGAUCGUCUACGGCAGGUUCAGCAUCAAGAGCGACGUCUGGUCGUACGGGAUCCUGCUGAUGGAGCUCUUCACUUACGGACAAGUUCCUUAUCCGGGCAUGCACGGUCGCGAAGUGAUCGAGCAAGUGGACAAGGGCUACCGCAUGCCGAAACCAUUGAAUCAUCCGCUGCCCGACAGCAUCUACCGACUGAUGCUACAGUGCUGGGACGCCAGCCCCGAGAAGCGACCCACGUUCGAGUUCCUCAAUCACUAUUUUGAGUCGUUCAACGUCACUAGCGAAAUACCGUAUCUUGAACCGCCGACGGACUGAUAUACAGCCCAUAUGCAAAGCCACCUGCCACCACACCGUCACUUUCACCCAGCCCACAUCAACUGUGCCAUGGAAUUUUAUGGUAUUUACUGCUAAGUAAAUUAUUAGCGCGCGCGCGCAUCUCGCCGCCCUCAUCGGAAACUUCGCGGACUGGGAAUGUACCGCUUUCGCGCGGGGAAAAAGAGUUCGAAAGAUAGAGGGAGAGAAAGAGAGAGACUCGUGUACUUCGACGACGCUUCGCCUCGGCGUUUUUUCCACCGCGAAAUUUUUCUACGACCAAUCUUUGCGAAAGAGACAAAACGAAAUGAAGAAGAAGUACACAGUACCGCGAACUCUCUUUCCCGUCUCUUUGCCCUUGUAUGUUCUCGGUGUUUUACCGAGGUGUUUAGCACCGAAACAUCAAAUAGAUUACGGAAGUCGGGUGUGCCAUGGUGUUUUGUUUUUUUCUCGUGAAACGCAACGUAAACCGCGCUCGCGAGAACGUUGACAGAAUUUUAAUCUUCAUGACCAAUCACGCGUUAAUCGUUAAUAAACGUAGCAAUCGAGCGAGGAAACCAUCCGCGAUCGAGGAUCGUGGUUAUUAUUCAGCGGCGAAUCGCGUUUUAGCCGCCCUUACUGCCCUCCCCCUACCCCCGUCCUCCUCCUGAAAGCCGCGACCGAUUAAGCGUGUUUUCAUACUUACGACGAUAAACAACAACCAAUAAAGACACUAGCGAUGUUGAUAAGCUUAGGAGCAAACAAGUCAUGGUAUUAGAGAAUAAACGGGAAUAAGUUUGGAGAUGAGAAAAAAUUCGAAAUUAUAUAGAUUAUACAACAUAAUCGUAUAUUAGUAUGUUAGCGUAUGAUUACGAGAUACACGUAGUGUGAGCGAGCGAAAGAGAGAGAGAGAGAGAAAGAGAGAUAAAUUGUGUGAGUGUGUGCGCGAGAGAGUAAGUACUUGUAAACGCGUGUGUUUCCACGAGAGUAUGUUGCAUUUUUGCGUCUCUCAAUUGAUCUCGGAUCGGUCACAUCCGAAUUUUCCUAAAGUCCAAGUUUUGGAUGUAGUCCUCGGAGCGAAGAGAGGAAGAGAAACGCGAUGGCAAAACGGUUACCGCGUGCGUACCGUUCGCAGAUGCUUUUGACAUGCGUAAAUUACGAAGUGGGAGGGCUGGGCGUGCGAUCCGCGACGGAGGAUCAGUGUCGAUCGAUCUUUUUGCAUGACAGGUCCGCCGAGAAACCAGCUACGCGAAUCAAAAGGGCAUCGUGUCGACCCGAACGAACGCGGUGACAUCGCCGCGCGUAGCUGCGAGCGCGUCGACAAGGAAACUUAUUUUCAAAUACGAUAUUAUCGUCGUUCGACGAUACUUUAUUCUCCUCCUCAAUUGCGUAUCGUAUGUAUACGAGUUGUUGUAUCUUUCUCCUCUUUUACGUGCGCUUCGCCUGUUAUUGCCACGCAAUAAUAAUUCCGUUUCGGUUGCAAAACGCGCGCGAACGGGCACAAGAUGUGAUCGCGAGACUCCAGGAGGAGGUCUCUCCGCUGCUCGGCCGGGAGUCUCGUCUCGUCGCGUAAGUCGACUGUCGGGAGUGAUUAAUUGCGCGCAUCUACUCGAGAGUUUCGCUCUCCGAGAACGCUUCUCAUCGAUCGAAUGGGACUCUCGAGCGCGAGCCGCGUCCGCCAGCGACAGAUCCGUUCUCAGCCUGCGCGGCGCGCGGUGACUGUUAGCUUCCGACCGAUCAUUUUGUUCUCCGCGAAUGCAUUUAGUGUCGUCAGCAUUUCUAAGCGUAUAAGUUGCUCCAUCGCACGCGCGCGAUUCAACAGCGCCUUCGAGCCUGACUCGAGCAAGCAAGCAAGCAUCUUGCAGAAGCGCAGUGAAUACCUCGCACAAAUUUGCGCCGCUUUUAUUUCGCAGGUCGUUGUGCAGCGUCGUUGCGAGUCACGGCGCUCUUUUUUUUUCAAAACGAGCCGUCGGUCUUGUUGAGGAAAGCAGAAAGACAAGAAGGGUAUAAAGAUUUAGAGUAGAUGAAAGAGAAAAAGAGAGAGAGAGUUACUAGUAUUCGGAUAAGUGCGAGUGCGUGAGUGCGUCUGUGGAAAAGAAAGAAAAAAAAAAAACACAAGAGAAUGUCCCCGAGCCCGGUGUCGCGAUGUUAGACCGAUGCGACAUGGUUUCACGUACGUACACGAGAGAAGGGGUGAAAAAUCGGGAAUGCAAUUUCGGAUAAACUUAAGUCAUCGAUGUUACUCGUACAAAGUGUCUGAAGAAUUGUAAAUUUUCUACUUAAAAAAAGGAAGAAGGAGAAUACAAACGACAGAUUAGAAUAGGAAUCCUUAGAUGAUAGGUGUCGAGUAAUCUUACCGGGAUGAUCGGCGACUCCGUGUGCUGUCUUGGCUGAUCGAGGAGCGUCGCCUCUCGCGAUCCUUCAGGCGUCCGAUUCCCCAAGACUCGACCUUGUCGCCGUCGUCGCUGCGAGACGUGUCAAGCGCGUGAGACCCGAGAUUGAGUCGGUCGUACCGACGUCGGUUAGCGCCGGCUCCGGUUGUCGCUGUCUUUACAAGUAAAGCGUGAGGAAUGGGCCGAGACAGAUUGUUAAUUAGCGCCGCGAGUACCAGAGAGAAGAAACGAUUAAUAUUGUAAAAACAUCGAAAGUACUGAUCAUGCCAAAAGAACCGCUGUAUCGGGCACUUGAACGGGCGGAUGAAAUGUCGCGCUGAAUGUCUUCGCUCCUCCGUAAUAAGGGAGAGCGACUCGUUCACCGGAAUUGCUCAACUCAAACUGUUGGCGCAAUCAUCUAGGUCGACUCGGCUCGAAUGCUGCAACGCAAUCGUGCACGCGGUUGACGGUGAUUAAUCUUUUUCCUCUAUUCGCGUGGCGAGCAAAAUCACAAUCUGAGAGGAAGUGUUAGAUGAUCAGCUGAAGCGGAGGGGUCGAAGUUACCGAGAUGCAAUGUUAGAAUGUAAUUCCAAAAUCCCGCCGCCUCGAAAGUGCCCUCGACACAGCGGUCGAGCGAUUUUUCCUUUUCUGUCCGUGCAUCGUUGAGAGCGAUUCGAAGCAACGAACGGGGUCAAAGGACCGCUGACCGGAGCCCGGCGCGCCAGGAGCGUCGGUGCGAUCGAUUCCCAAUGUAUACAUUUUAUUGUGUCACGAUAAACAUGAUGAUGAGCCAUUACGAUACGAUAGAUAUUAGCGAUUUAAAGAGUGGAAGCAGUGGACGAGUGCGUUGCGUGCGCGUAUGCGAGCGUAGAAAAUUGUUACAUCCGUGUCAGCGCGAUCGUCUCUUCACGCGCGCGCGUCUCGCCGAGCGCGGAAGUGUCGCGGUGCGAAAACAACACGUCGCCGUCGCGACGCUCGAAAAUUCGCCGAUCCGACACGACACGAGAAUCUUGUAGAAGCAUCUUGUCAGACGUCUCAAUUCCGGGAGUGUUUUCUCGGACGUCUCGCGUCCGCGGUGGUCGCACAAGUCCGUCUAGAUCUGUGCGGCCGAUUCGAUAAGAGAGAGAAUCCUUGAUAACUUAUAUUUUGUGAAGUUUUACGAGGCUCAUAAACGCGGCUCUGAGCAUCUCUUCGACAAAGAAAGGAAGCCACACGAAACAAAGGCGCGGCACGGCAAGACGGCCCGCGCGAAGAGGCGUUCGCGUUUACGUAGCGUUUAGAGAAUAGGUAUAUUACGUCCAGUACAUUUUUUCUAUGAACGUUUUGUACCAAUGAACUUGUUUUGACGAUCAUGAUCGCUGCCGUAGGUCGUAGUUUAGAAAUACGUAGAGUUCGAACCGAUGUAAUAUUGACAAGAACGUUAGCUGGCCAACAGAAACGUCCCGAGAGACGUCGACGAGGAACUCACGGGAGUUCUCCUUUACGGGACUGCGAUUUCCUUCGAACGUCUCGACGACUCCUCAAGAGGGAAGUCUGAGAGAAGACGGAGAGGUCCUUUGGGAAGCCUCAAAACAUCUGAAGGAUGUUUGAGACUUGAGGCAUUUAAAGUUUGUCCAAAAGGAAAUGAGAAUCUCUCUUGGGUGCUUUUCAGUCGUUUUCGCGGCGUCCAAGAGAUACGCCGAAAAAGUUGAGACGCUUUCAAGCGUCUCCUUAUCAGGGGAGUCCCCAAAGUUCUCGCGAUGUCUCUUGGACUUUUGUGUUGUUCAAGGUGGAAGAGCGACGAGUUCGAGCUAUCCGAAAAGCGUUCGCGUUAUGUGGUAUCUUCGCGUAGAUUGUUUCAUUCGGAUCACAUUUGGACCAUGUAUUUACAAAUUAUCGCGGUAAAGGCGUCACGGCCUUUUUCCACUGAAUCUAGAGACUGAUAUCGUUUAAAUAAAGCCCACGCGCGUUGUGCUUUCGAACGUAUUUCACUCGGGAACCGUGCGUCCGAUUGCUCGCGAGUUCGCACAAAACCAUCUUCUCAUUACUUUGAUCUCUGACUGACAGACUGUCGUUGCACGUGUCGUUACACGCGACAGAAAAGAAAAGCGCGCGUCAAUCACCCCGAGCGUCGUGGAAUUCUUUACUCCCGGACGGUUGGUUUUCACGUGGACACACCUGCGCGUAAUCGCCAAACGGAACGGUCAGAGUAUCUCGCGAUCAUCGCGAGAUCUUGAAGCUCGUGGAAAGCCCGGAAAAACCGAGCAAACGAUUAAAACGGCCGUCUCUCGGACGUAUCGUUCCCGCUGUCUUUUAUUUGCAAAUGACGACGUUUGAAUUCACGGCGACCUAAGGGCGAGAUCAGCGGUUUCACACGCACUGCUAAAACGUACUUAAAAAAAAAAAAAAGAAAACGAAAGAGAACCUGUAUCGCGCUCC
Odontomachus brunneus is the source of this 7956-nucleotide messenger RNA. It is a transcript of the gene Src64B, whose product is annotated as tyrosine-protein kinase Src64B. Gene Ontology annotation, molecular function: signaling receptor binding; non-membrane spanning protein tyrosine kinase activity; ATP binding. Gene Ontology annotation, cellular component: extrinsic component of cytoplasmic side of plasma membrane. Bases 1577 to 3190 code for a protein of 537 amino acids. Lineage: Eukaryota; Metazoa; Arthropoda; Insecta; Hymenoptera; Formicidae. Gene Ontology annotation, biological process: cell differentiation; cell surface receptor protein tyrosine kinase signaling pathway; protein phosphorylation. The record is from RefSeq and is a predicted model, not a curated record. The transcript has 7 exons.